AUGAGUGGGUUCAACGUGAAGCUGCCAGCGCGCAAGACGCCCGUGCGCCCACCGUCCACCUUGUCCCCAGACGACAGGGUCGGAUGGCUCAUCCUACCAGAAAGUGGACCGGAGCAAGUUGACUCGCAGCUGGUGGAGAUUGUCAAGGAUCUUGGCAGAGGCACCUUUGCCCAAGUGCGCUUGGUCAAGUACAAAUCACACCUCAUGGCACGCAAGGAAUUGAAUGCAUUUGAGGCCGUCGCCAACGCCCGUGAAACCAUUCGCAGGGAGAUUGACGUGCUCCGCGAAUCCAACGAAUGCCCGCAGAUUGUGCGCUUCUUCGGCGUUUGCGAAGACAACAGCAUGGUGCAGUUGUUUCUUGAGUACAUGGAUGUGGGCAGUCUCAGAUCAAUCCUCAACGGAGCGGGGCGUGCGGGUGUACCGUCGGAAGCGCUGCUGUUCAUUGCACACCAAGUGCUAAAGGCCCUCGCAUUCCUCCACACCCACCUCUCUGUUGUCCACCGCGAUGUCAAACCAUCAAACGUCCUCAUCAACUCUCGCGCACAGGUGAAGAUAUGCGACUUUGGCAUCAGCAAGAAGAUCAGCCGCUCUGCUGCGGACACAUAUGUGGGCACAUUCCAGUACAUGGCGCCCGAGCGCAUCACGCGGGAUCAGAGCGCGGAGGAGGAGGAGACGCCACGCGAUUUCAAGAGCGACGUCUGGAGUCUUGGAUUGACGCUGUGUGAGGCCGGGCAUGGCUUCUACCCAUAUCCGGAUGCGCGGGCACAACUUGCGCAGCUGACCAACAUCGUGCACGGGCAGGUGCCUCGCCUCUACUCCCCAGCGCACGCAUUCGACCUCGCACACAUCACCGCCCAAUGCCUGAGUAAAGAUCCCAGCGAACGACCGAGCUGCCAAAGCUUACUGGACGCUUUCGAGCAUGUGUGGGUGACGUCGCGGCCCGAUCACUGUGAAGGGUUCCUCCAACAUCCAGCUGCGCCUGUGGAUAUGGUCAGCAGCCGCAGCCUGCGUGCUGUGCGCACCCACGAGCAACCACCAUCAUCAUCAUCAUCGCGCUCCACCCGCCUCCAUCGACCAACACCCCUCACCAUGGCUAGGGUGAUGACCACGUGCCUCUUCCUUGCCUUGCUCUGCAGCCUCUCUUCCCCAAGCCAUGCCUCCGCCUCUGUUUCCGUGGCGGCACCGUCGUGGAAGCUCUGUCGUGCCGUUGAGCGCACGCUGCUGGACAUGGCCGGCAUUUUGCAGGAGAGCAACACCCCAUACACCACAGCAGCAAACGCCACAGACCAUGGCAUCGCUGCUCGGGUGGACCUGAGCCCUGUGCAGCACAUGUGGCACGCCUUUGGCUGCCAAGGAGAUCAAGAACAAGAAAACCAAGAACAAGCAGGAGAGCAAGCAGAACGGCAACAACAACAACAACAACAACAACAACAACAACAACAACAACAACAACAACAACAACAACAACAACAACAACAACAACAACAACAACAACAACAACAACAACAACAACAACAACAACAACGACAACGACAACAACGACAACAACAACAGCAGCAGCAGCAGCAGCAGCACCGCGUGCCUCCCUUGACUGCUGAUGACAUUGACGAGGCCGAGUUUGCGCCUCCAAAAAGCUCUCGCAUGCGAGAGAGACCGAAACCCAGUUCCAGCACCGCUUUCACCCCGCGUCGAAUGCACCUUCCGCUUCGCAUUCGUCGCGAAGCAAACGGCACCACAACGGCGGCGCCCGCGGCCGACACCAACGCCACAACCACUGCACCACAAAACGGCACAGUGCCUGUGACGACACCAGCGAUAACAACCACGACCACCACAACCGCGACAUCAUCCGCCGUGGUCCCAAUAGGCCCGCACCAGUGCUUCCUCUCCGAUGUCAUCAACGGCACAUGUGAAGGCCCCACAACGAUGGGCCGCCUCACCAUCAUCAUCGACUUUGUGGAUCAGAUGCCGGCUGCGGUGCCGUUCCCCGCCACGUUUGACGGCGUGGCACACCUCGUGGUACGCGGUGACGUCGAGCUGCCAACGCUGCAGUGGCUGCUCACCGUGCACACGUGGCCAACCGUCACGCACCUGACCAUCACCGGCCUGCAGUCGGCAACAUUCAGCCUGGACACGCUCAACCCCCUCCCGAACCUGAUCAGGCUGGACCUGAGCCAGAACGAGCUGCUCACCCUGCACAGCGCCAACUUCGCAGCCGCACCCCAGCUCCGGUCCCUGGACCUCAGCUCAAACGCGUUCACCACGCUGGACGAGGCCUUGCUUGCAGGCAUGACGUCGCUAGACACGCUCCUGAUCAACAACAACCGCCUGCGCCGCAUUGGCGCAAACACGCUCGGGAACCUGCCCGCUCUCACCACGCUGCAGCUCCACAACAACCACAUCACCAGCAUUGACGCCAAGGCGUUUGUACAGCUCACAUCGCUCAUCAACCUGGACGUCGGAGUCAACGACCUCACCUCACUCGCGUCGUCCACCUUCGACGCCCUGCACCAGCUGCAGGAGUUGCGGCUCGACACCAACCCGCUCACGCGCCUGCCAAACGCCGUGUUUGAUCAUCUGUCCCAGCUGAAGUCCCUGCAGCUCUCCAACACGCACCUCAACGGCCUGCCCAAGGACGCCUUUGCUCACACGCCCCUGCUGGAGACACUCAACCUGUACCAGAACCACAUUUCAAAACUGCGCGAUGACGUGUUCAGCGGCCUGUUUAUGCUGCAGUCCCUGGACCUCGGCGACAACCACAUUCACUCCCUGCCGCCCGUAGUCUUCAGAGACCUGGUCAACGUCACCAACCUGCUGCUUGACGACAACCCGCUUGGCCAGCUGCACCCGCUGCUCCUGCACACGUGCACGCGGCUGGAGCGCAUCUUCCUGCAGCGCGUUGGUCUUCGCCACCUGCCGGAUGAGCUGUUUGCACACACGCCACGCAUCCGCACCAUCUCCCUCAACGAGAACCGGCUCACCACCGUCGACACGGCCCUCAACAACCUGACGGCCCUCAACUUCCUCCCGCUCUCCGACAACCACCUGACGCGCUUUGCCCCGCACCUGCCCGGCCUGCUGGUGCUGGAUCUCUCGGACAACCCGCUCAAGACUGUGCCGGACCUCUCUGCCGCCACCAGCCUCAUCACGCUGCGCAUGCGCAACCACCGCAUCCCGCAAGUGGACAUCACCCCCUUGCUUGCGUUCCGGCUCAUUGGCGUGCUGGAGAUGGACUCUGGCCUGCCACGUGGCAGCAAGGCCACCGUGCAUGCAGGCAACCUGGGCCCUGGCGAUGCACAGAUGCUGCGCACGCUCAGCAUCACCAACACGGACAUGAGCGACGUGCUGCACGCUGUUGGCGACAUGCUCACGCUGCGGCUGACCACGCUGCAUGUCGGGUGGCGCGACAUGAGCGAGAAGACGUUCCCGCUGCAGGACGUGUGCGGUUGGCUGGACGCCAACGUGCGUGAGUUUACCCUUGCCCACUCCCAGUACACCAGCAUCAGCCUGUGCGACAACAAGGACUUUGACUCGGUGUUUCUGCAGGAGAACGUGCGCCUGCGCUCUCUGUUUGUGCACGACCACCUGAAACAACUCAACGUGUCUGGCUGCGCUGUGCUUGAGGAAGUGUUUGUGCCCUCUGUGGACGCCAUAGACAUCAGCCGCACCAGUAUUCACCCGACAAUUGCCCUGUGCACGCGCUGGGGCCGUACCAUGCUCUUUGCCCGCGAACUCGUCAGCGUGGAGUUUGAGGCGCCCCAUGCCAUCCGGCAGCUGCUCUCCCAGUGCCUGGCGCGGGUGCAGGUGCUUGAUCUCUCUGGCAACAGCUGGCUGGACACCCCCGCCACCAUCGCCGCCGUGGCUGCGCGGCCGAUUGUGCUCUCCACAGACUCGUUCAGCACGGUGGACGGCACCCAGCUCAUCUCCCGCGUCAACCCGCCCCUGUUCCAGCUUGCAAACGCCCCCAUCCGCUGCAGCCUGCGCCUGGGCAACGACAACGUGCGCCUCAACGACGGCUCGACAUUCACGCUCUCCACAGAGAUUACGUUCUUCUUCGAGUGCGCGUGUGCGCAGCGCCACCGGCUGACGGCGAGCGGGCGGUGCGAGCCGCGAGAGGCAAACGUGCUGGCCAUUGUCGCCGCGUCCGUGCUUGCAAGCUUGGCCGUGCUCAUUCCGCUGCUGGUGUGGGUUUACCGCCGCUACAGACGCGCGCACGUGAGUGACGACUUGCACAAGCAGCUGCUGGUGGAACGUGACGAGGAGGUGCAGGCGCUGAAGAAGGCGUGGGAGAUUGGUUACGAUGAGCUGAGGCUGAUCAAGCGAGUGGCCGCGGGUGCGUUUGGCACGGUGUUCAAGGCAGAGUGGGACUCUGUGACGGUGGCGGUGAAGGUGUUACAACGGGCAGCGAUUGAGUUUGAUGACACAACGGUGUUUGAGUUUGAGAAGGAGGUGGAGUUUCUGCAGCGCACACGGCACCCGCACGUGGUGCGGUUCUUUGGCGCGGGCACAGACCCCAACGGCAGCCCGUUCCUGGUGCUUGAGUAUGUGGCGAUGGGGUCGCUCAAGGACCUGCUGGGGAAGGACAUGGAGAAGGUGUUGCGCGAGUAUGUGCGCGGGCAGCUGAUGGCGAGGGACAAAAGCAGCAAGGGCGAGGAGUACGAUCUUAUGCCAGACACGGCAGCCCUGCUCGCCCCGAACCGCGGCAGCAUUGGAGGCGGUGCUGGCGGUGAGGUGUACACCACCAGCACAACCGUGCCCGAAUUCAAGCUGCAGCUCCUACGCGAUGUCGCAGGCGGCAUGGCGUUUAUCCACAGCCUCGGCCACGUCCACAGAGAUCUGAAGAGCGGAAAUGUGCUCGUGUCCAGUCAUCUGCGAGCGAAGAUUGCGGACUUUGGAUCCAUCCGCCAGUGCCUGACGCGCCCACGCUCUAAGUCCACGUUUGCCGUUGGCGGUGGCGAUAGUGUUGCUGUGUUCUCCAGCAGUGACCGGGCAUACACGCAGGAGGCCGGCACCGCAACAAUGCACCUGAGCAUGACGGCCGGUGUGGGCACGCCACUGUACAUGGCACCGGAGGUGUUGGCUGGCGGGCAGUACGAUGCCAAGGCGGACGUGUUCAGCUUUGGCGUGCUGAUGUGGGAGGUGGCGACACAGCGCACCCCCGAUUUGAUUGCGCAGGAGCAUGGCCCCAGCUUCAAGGGCCCCAUGCUCGCUGCCUUGUACAACCUCUUGAUGGACGGCAGGCGCCUGAAAUACGACGGCCACGGUGUUGACCUUCCACAGUGGUACCGGGAUCUGACGUGCAAGUGCAUGGAGCAAGACCCAGCCCGCCGCCCGACAUUCGCAAAGCUCGAGGCAGACUACCUCCUGCUACAGUGA
Messenger RNA from Salpingoeca rosetta, 5376 nucleotides. RefSeq names its product serine/threonine protein kinase. Gene Ontology annotation, molecular function: protein binding; ATP binding; MAP kinase kinase activity. Gene Ontology annotation, biological process: protein phosphorylation; MAPK cascade. Bases 1 to 5376 code for a protein of 1791 amino acids. Lineage: Eukaryota; Choanoflagellata; Craspedida; Salpingoecidae. The record is from RefSeq and is a predicted model, not a curated record. The transcript is spliced from 15 exons.